CUACCAAAACCGCAUUAUGUAUCCAUACCAAUGACAUACGAGGCUCAUCAUAGGCUCACGUGGUCUGACGUGAACUUCUAUUCUCUAGCAUAAGCAGCAAGUCCUAUGCUUGUCGGCGACGAGGCGCCGGCAUUGUUUGAUGAUUAGAUAAUUCAUCAUCUGGCAAGUAUAAGAAGGGCGACAUUUCGUCCAAUUUCCAGCUCUAUUUUUGAGCACCAACACAAACGGUUUACGCACUUGACUUCAUUAUUCAAUCAAUCUCCAACACUCAACAUCAAUUCAAAAUGCAGUUUUCUAACCUUCUCAUCGCUGGCCUUGGCCUCAUCGCCGGAUCCCAGGCCCAGCCUGUCGAGGAACGUGGCGUUGUCGCCCACAUCACCUUCCACGGCGGCCCUGCCUCGUACCAGCUAUCCGUUCCCGCUGAUGGAACCCCAGUCCCAACCAACAACGGUAUCUCUGUCGAUACCAUUGACGCCGACUACAAUAUUCGGGAUCUGUGCACGUUUGCCACCUCUGGCCCACAGACCUUGGUUGGGUCGACCACUCACCUCACAGUCGGUCCCCCUCAGCCAAUUCUCAGCGUGACCUGCUGGAAGUCUUAAGCAACCUCAUAUGGCGAUGGACAGCCGAGCAUACUUGACGCUUCGUCUUCAGUUAGGGUAGGAAACUCUUCCCACGACAAUCUUAAGAGUUGGCAUACGAUUCGAGCUGUGGAUUAGCGAUUGAGAUUAGAUAUUAUGUUCAACAGGACUGCUGGCCCCUAAAUUCUCUGUCAUAUCCACAUAAACAUAGCCAAUAUUAAAUAUAUGUGUGAUAUAC
Messenger RNA from Xylaria bambusicola, 819 nucleotides. RefSeq lists its product as uncharacterized. Bases 285 to 602 code for a protein of 105 amino acids. The transcript is spliced from 2 exons. NCBI's taxonomy places the organism in Eukaryota, Fungi, Ascomycota, Sordariomycetes, Xylariales, Xylariaceae. The record is from RefSeq and is a predicted model, not a curated record.